Molecule: messenger RNA, 1228 nt
Organism: Botrytis cinerea B05.10
Lineage: Eukaryota; Fungi; Ascomycota; Leotiomycetes; Helotiales; Sclerotiniaceae
Exons: 2
Coding region: 106-942 (278 amino acids)
Source: RefSeq, a predicted model, not a curated record
GAUGGACUUCAAUUCACAGAUCAUCAUUUUUUUGGUUGAACCAGAAUAAUAAAGCGGCAUAGAUUUUGAAGAGAGCCUUAAUCCAAAUAGUCUGAAAUACCAACAAUGGAUAUUAUUGAGGGCUUAACGCGUCCCGAGCAAAUACAUGGUCCUCAUGGGGAAGAAAAUAAGGCCAAUAUUCAAAAUAUCCGCCAGUUUAUCUCUGCAGUCGAGCUUACGAUCCCAUCCGGGCCCUCAAAAGACUUUCAAAUGCAUGAUGGCACAGCCAGAGUACACGGACGAAUUACCAUUCCCAUUCUCUCUCAGAAUGCCACCUUUUCGGAGAAUAACAAAAAUUGGAACGCAUUGCAGGCUUUCACACCAACACUUGAAAAGUUUAUUUGUAUAGCUUCUAUGUCUUUGAUGAAAAGUCUGGAAAUAAAUCAUCCAGCGACUCAAGGGAGAACCCAGAAUGACUAUGAAGCAGCUCUUGAGAUUUGUCAGCGUGCUUUGCCUGCUGGCCAAAAAGCGAUGCUCUUCAGUGACAAAAUACGUCGAGUUAAUUGUUUUUCUCAUGUUCGAAUAUCGGCAAAUGUCUCUAUGGGAAACCCUUGGGAGAAGCUAGCACCAGAUACAGACACCAGAGCUUGCGGACCCUGGGUAGUUAUAGUUCCAUGGGGAACAUGGCACGUCCUUGGUAACUGGUCUCAUGGGGGAAGGAUAGUUAUUCCCAGUGGCAUCGAUAUGGAAUUGAAACCCGGCGAUUACUUACGCCUGCGGAAAGAAAUGUAUGUUUAUAAUUCUCCUUUUGCACCGUUUCCGGGCAACCAAAGGUAUCAAUUCGAGUACUUCAUGCCGCAUAUUCCAGAGCAUAAUGGCGAGAGGUUUGAAGACGUGGCUGAAUUAGCCAAAGUACUAGAAACAGAAUGUCCCGAGACUGUGGUGGAUUCUGUAGCGUUUUGAGGAAAAAUCAAUGAUUCUGGAGAACCGCAGCCUUAGUGUGUUUAUUUUCAUCAAGUACAACUAAUCAAUGAAUGGGAGUAGCUGAAAUUACCUUUUACUUCCACUUUUGUCUCUUGGAGACAAUUGCGUGUCAGGCUGAAAACAAGUGAGGAUAGGAGGUAGAAGUUAGAACAUGAUCAAAACCAAAAAAAGAGUCAACGAAUUAGAAUCCUUCCAUUCUUCUUUUCCUGUAUCGUUGAUUGUAAAUAACCUGAUGGACCAUACUUAAAAUACCAAAUGAUGACCA